This is a messenger RNA of Fusarium graminearum PH-1, 2803 nucleotides long. RefSeq names its product MAP kinase kinase PBS2. Gene Ontology annotation, molecular function: MAP kinase kinase activity; ATP binding. Gene Ontology annotation, biological process: MAPK cascade; protein phosphorylation; cellular hyperosmotic response. Lineage: Eukaryota; Fungi; Ascomycota; Sordariomycetes; Hypocreales; Nectriaceae. The coding region runs from base 860 to 2803 and encodes 647 amino acids. The record is from RefSeq and is a predicted model, not a curated record. The transcript is spliced from 3 exons.
GUUUUUUUUCCUCUGCUUCGUCACUGCGACCUAUCCGUGUGUUUCUCGGGGCUCUUUCCUGUCUUACACACAACUUACGCAGGCCUAGACCGUUGCUCAACAAGAUUUGUUCACCUUUGUUCUUGCAUCGCUGUCGAGUUCGCCUAGCAACUUAGUUUUCAACCCCGCACCCAGCCAUCUGUAUCUUGUUCGACUCUACAGAAAACGGAUACAUAUGGGAUCGAAUUAAGAGCUGAAUCAAUUCGUCACCCUUCUUUAUUUAUUUACGGUCGGGCCCUUGUUGUUGGAUUAAACUCCCAACCGCCGCUACAUUUUACCACAACCGUUUCGAACCUUGACUGCCCAACUGUCCAUCAGGGCAAUUGAACUCGCUUGAGGAUCCGUCAUACCAUACACCGAACAAAUCCGGUCGCCUUGUAUCACCUGGAACAUACGAUACCGAAUAGACACAUCGCAAAAGGCUUUACUGCCGAUACGUAACGUUACUAGGACAUCGAACUGAUUUACCGUCCCUGGGAUUCUACACUCUUCUUCCUCAGUUACAAGGAGGGUCCCGUCGUUGCUGUACUAGAGACGUUCUAAAAGCCUAGACCGCCCGCUGCUUGACUCUUUUAGGCCCGGCAUAAUCGCACCAUCUGUUGCUUCCCCUCCAUUACUCCUUCUUGUACCCAUCUAAUCGAUCGCGUCCCGUCUCCCGAUCGACAGCUCCCCACGGUCCAGUCAGGAUACCUAUCUCGAUCUUUACGCCGCCCAGAAUUUGCACCAAGCACAUCUCGCACUCAAAAAUCUCAAAGUCUUUCCAAGACACAAUACCAACUAGCUACCUUACCUCGUUACUAUCAACGCGCCGUAAUACUCGAUGUCCGCCUCCGACUCGGUUCCGGCCACGCCGGAGGACUGGAAAGACCUUUCGACGCCUGGAUCUCCUGGCUCUGAAGAUUCGUCUGAACCUACCACGCCACUCGAGUCUCCAAGCCAUGAUAGUCCCAGCGAGCCCCCUCGAAGAGUCCCAUCCCUACGGUCCGUUUCUGACCCUCGCAAUAUGAAUCCGAACUCUACUCCGAUAGGAGUUUUAGGCAUAGCCAGACGUCCCGUGCAACCAUCCUUCAGUUUUGCUGGAAACAGUAGUGCCUCGGUGGAAAAUAGUGCUAUGGCCAAGGCACGAGCAUUGCACCAGCAACGCCUGCAAAAGGGCAAUUCAGCAUCGCCUGUAGGGCAGUCACCGACGUCUAGCAUCUCGAACGGAUUCCCCGUCAAUCUGCGAAUGCCCCCGAACAUGCAAAGACCACAGCCUCCGCACGCCAACUCAGCUCCUGUGGUAUCAAAGCCUUCGUUAAGUGAGAGAAGGGCCAAGAUGGGCAUGGGCAUGAAGUUGUCCGAUAUGGGCGGAUCCAGCCCUGCCGCAACCACGGGUAAGCGUGGACCCCCUGGAAAACUAUCGGACAUCACAGGCGAUGCACCAAGUAAUAAAGAAUCGAACGGGACAGGAGGCGGCCACGGGUCGAAAAUGGACGACUUCAAGAAAUAUAUUGAUACGGAGAAGGGAUGGGUCACAUUUGAUGGGGCUGCAACCAUCACACGGACGGGAGUCAACUUCGCCAACGGCCAGACCUUCAGCAUAUCCCUCGAUGAAGUGGAAGUAUUGACUGAGCUGGGCAAGGGAAACUACGGAACAGUCUACAAAGUCAAGCAUGCCAAGAGGAGUCUUCCACGGUUUGGACAAGGCUUGUCAAGAAAGCCGCCCGCUGUCCAGUAUACACAAUCAGACCCUUCACCAGUCAGGCCGGUCGAGGACUCGGCUGGUGGCCAAUCAAACUCGGGUGAUGGCACUACAGGCACGGUUAUGGCAAUGAAAGAAAUGCGGCUGGAACUCGAUGAUGCCAAGUUCACAACCAUCUUGAAGGAGCUUGUCAUAUUACACGAGUGUGUUUCGCCCUACAUCAUUGAAUUUUAUGGCGCUUUCUUCCAGGAGGGUGCUGUCUACAUGUGCAUCGAGUAUAUGGAUGGAGGUUCCAUUGAUAAGCUAUAUGCUGGAGGAAUUCCCGAAAACGUGUUGCGAAAGAUCACCUAUUCCACAGUGAUGGGUUUGAAAUCGCUGAAGGAUGAGCACAGUAUUAUUCACCGAGAUGUCAAGCCAACAAACAUUCUAGUCAACACACGAGGCCAAGUCAAAAUCUGCGAUUUUGGCGUCAGUGGCAACCUUGUCGCCAGUAUAGCCCGAACCAACAUCGGCUGUCAGAGUUACAUGGCACCCGAAAGAAUUUCAGGUGGUGGGUACGCACAAGCAGGGAACUCUGACGGAUCCUACAGUGUUCAGAGUGACGUCUGGAGUCUGGGUUUAACGGUUAUUGAGUGUGCCAAAGGUGCAUAUCCUUACCCGCCAGAGGUGUCCUCUACUAUUUUCAGUCAACUCAGUGCUAUUGUCGAGGGCGAACCACCCGCUAUGCCAGAGGAGGGUUACUCGGAUACAGCCACGGAUUUUGUUAGGAGCUGCCUUCACAAGAUCCCCAAGCAGCGGCCAACCUACGCAAUGCUGUUGAAGCAUCCCUGGCUCAUCGAUUUCACAAAACCACAGACCAUCACAGAAGAGGCUGAGGAUGGUGAUGAGGCUGACAAGGUCGCGGAAGCUGUCGGCAAAAUCGCUCUCAACUCAACAACGGAGGACGCAGAAGUGGCCGACUGGGUAAAUGGCGUUUUGCAGAAGGAGAGAGACGGUCUGAAGGUGGGCGGUCCCCUAAGGCCAGCAUUACACACCGCACCACUCGACAGCGUCAGCCCUAUCUCAAGCCCAAAUGACGCCUAG